Molecule: messenger RNA, 4322 nt
Organism: Dendronephthya gigantea
Lineage: Eukaryota; Metazoa; Cnidaria; Anthozoa; Malacalcyonacea; Nephtheidae
Exons: 12
Coding region: 363-2153 (596 amino acids)
Source: RefSeq, a predicted model, not a curated record
CUUUCGAUUACUGAAGAAUUUGACGACGUAGCUUAGAUGUAGCAUGGCGUAAUUCGAAAGUACAGCCUGUAUUUGUUAAAGAAAUCGUAAGAAGUUAAAGUAUAGGAGUUAAGUGCUUGCUGGUUGAAAUUUGCACAAAGAAAUAUGGAUUAAUCUUUUGCUGCUGUUAUACAACACGUCGACAAGUUCACAAAUCAUAUUUGUGUCGAUUUUGAGUUAAUAUUGUUGUGACGUUUAGGGGAAAUUUCAUGAAGUAGGAUUCGUGACUAACUGGCGGUUUGUUUUGUCUGUGAAACAACCAACUCUGGCCAAGAAGUCCAGUAAAUAUUUGGCACAGUUAAUCUCCGUGUACAAUAAUAAACAUGGAGGACGAUUACGGAAUAGAAGAGGAUGAGAACGCGCGUUUGUUGGGCGAUCUUGGCUCAGAUUGGGUCGGCGGUAUGGAUCCUGCGCCAUUAUUCGCCCAUGUGGAGUUCUUGAACCUUGAAAAGGAUCAAAUAUUCGAGAAGGUUCAAUGCAGAGUUGGCGGUCACGCAAGGCAGAUUCUGGAAAAUGCAGUGAUACAGAUGAAGGCUACCUUUAGUAAUGCACAGCUCUGCCAAAUUGUCGGUUGCGUUAGGCGAGAAGAAGAGGCUGCUAGAAUAGUCGGCGACGGCAAUGAUUAUCUUUUGAUGAAGAAUGAGGGCGAGCAGAUGAACCUUGCGGAUAAUUUCAUUGAUCCUGAGCAUGGCCCAAUUCCUAUACCAGAAGUUAUUAACGGUCAAGAAUGUAAAACUCUCCGUUUCUUCGUUGAUCUCGGCAAGGUUUACAGCAGUCAAAAUUUUCCAAUAUUUAAACUGGUUAGGACGGACACAGCCGUGAGAAAUCGUUUUCAACUAAGGAUCCAACUUCAGUUUGCAGACCGAGAACCAUCUGAAUGGUUUGAAAGUCCUGUAUUUCGAUGCCGAACCAGACGAAAUCCAACUAAACCACCUCCUUUUAUGGAGAUUGAAACUUCAGAGCCUCCUCCAAUGGUAACCGACAAUGUGAUAACAAACUCCCUCACAGCCAGAACAGCGAAAAUCGACGACCUUGUUUUCGGCUCUGCCGCCAGUUCAAAUGCUGAUAUUGCAUACCAUCUAAAACUUAAAGAUGAUGAGCUUGGCGCGGAACUUCAAGAAGGCGAUGUGGUAGGGUUUUUCACUGAUGACGAUUGUGGUGAGACGUAUGUGAAGUUACUCAGUAGCAAGGACUGUGACACCGCUGUUCAUGCCGGAGUUGUCAGUCGUUCUUAUUAUUUAUCUGCGAAUAAAACGCCUGAGGAUGGUAAGACAGACACAGUGUGUGUCGUGGGAAUAGUCAACGUUAAAGUUAUUGGAAGUGUGGAAAAUGGCGAACGAGUUUACGCUUCAAUUGAUCGUCCCGGAAAAGCGAUACCACAAUCACAUCUUCCAGUUGGGAGCUUUCUGAGAAAGAAACACGUUCUUCUUGGAAUGUCUAUGGAGCGAAAAUACCCGAAAUCGUUUGAGGAGGAACAUUUGGUAAAGUGCUUUGUUUGUAUUGUUCUGGACAUCGGACGACAAGAUGUUUUGAAAGAAGUGGAAAGUAUCUACGAAAUAUCUGAAAAAUCGACACAAGAACAAAUAAAGUUUGCUUCCAAAAAAGCGUGGCGACGGCUGAAGUGUUGUUUUCUCACGACUGCCAUUUUUGUAAUACUGCUGGCAUUUUUCCUCUACCAGGUCUUUGUACCGGGUUCGAUGUUCCGGUACUGGCUUUGCAGUAGGGGCCGUAUCACCGGAGACCUGCGAGUUAGUGUUACUCCUUACAGAGCAAUUACUGAGAUAAUUGAUGUUCAUGGAAUUCGUUUCACCUACGCAAGACUCAAAGAGAAGGUGUCUGACGACUUUAACAGGAAUCAUAACAGAGCCGGCGAAGAUUUCUACUACUUUCUCAAUCUGGACAGAUGUGCCUAUUACGGUGACGUAGGGCCAGUUCGUGAUUACUCAUCCGGGACAUACAAGUCGAUAGGCGGGGGCAAAGUCCUGAGUACUAACUUCAACUGCAGCACGGUUUACUGGUAUGGGCAUCACCCGAACGACACGAAGCCUGUUUCCACGUGGCAUCCUUAUAUCUCUGCCCAGGACCUGAGAUGCACGCCAAAACCACCCUAUUAAUAACAGCCAAAACAAACAAGUCCUUCACAGCAUGAUUGAUAUCAAGGAAAUGAGAUCAAUUCCACUCUCUCCCAGAGGAACGGGAGACGAACAAAAUAUGACUGUAAUAUAUAAGAAUUGCGAUAGUUUAGUGCCACGUGGAAAGCUGGUGCUGUAUCUGCCAUAACUGCAUAUGUUCUUAUCGAAGUUGUGCCGUAAAUAGUAUAGAAUUCCACUUACGGAGCCAAACAAGUAGAAAUACAGUAAGUCUGCAUGUACAUCUAUCACAAUCAAACUGGUUCUUCUUGGCUAGUGACUUCCGGUACUCUUGUUAACCAAGUUUCGUUAAAUCAUUACAUAAAGUUCUCAGGUAAAAUGGGUAAAACAAUGAGAGACUGUGGCUCAACUGCACAUGCUUAACUAAUACCUGCUGUUGUAUAAUGUAGAGCUGCAAGUUACUUAACUAAAAUAUUGGACUCUACAUAUACUCUGACUAUAUGUAUGUAUAUAUAUAUAUAUAUGCAUGCAUUGAUGAUCGCAACGAUAGCACCAUAGAAUUUGAAUGCAUUCUUAUACAAUAUAAUUGAAAGUGCUUUCCAAAUAGGCUUAUAAAUCGUGCUCAAAAACACACUCUUGUAUAAAAUUGCUUAUAUUAAAGAAAAAUGCUUUCGCGUCUAUCUAUUUGACUAUAAAAGAUCUCAAGGCUCAUCAGGCGGCCAUAAAGAAGUUCUUUUGUGUAAAUUGAAUUGAAAUUUGAAAAGCCGGUUUUUUGAAAAUGGAUAUGUUGUAAUUUCAGACAUAAGGGCUGGCAUAUGGAACAAGAUGAGUUCGUAUCUCUAUAUUUGAGCAUCUGCAAGGACACAACCAAUAGUGAAUUAUUAUGAAAGAUAUUUGAUAUAUAAUGUCAAUGAUGACGAGUAUUGUUGAUGUAGGACUCGAAGCCGAAGGGAAUUCCCCUGCAUUUUCUGUUGUUGACAACAUCGCAUCGUUUCGUUUUAAUUUGCGUCUAAGAAAUCGUUUAUACUUUGUCAGGAACUUACCAGAGAGUUAGAAUAUACAAAGGUAGUCUUUACUGAAAUUAAAAACGAUAUUUCUUUUGCGAAGUCUUUCGUAAUUUAUUUCAUUGUGACGGCGCGUGAAUUAGAUAUUCCAUUAUUAUCCCAGUUUAUACCCGUCAACGGGAAUUAUAAUAUCCAACCUAAGCAAAAAGAUAGAAGAGGAUUCUUCAACAUUCUACUGAUCAAAAAAGUGAGGAUUUAUAUGGAAGUGUCAGACGAGAAAGAAUCAUCGUCGAGGGAAACUUUACUACAACAGGAGGGUGGACUCGAUUCUGUUAUUGACGAGCUGGAGAACGAGAAUAUUGAACAUUCUGCUGUCCAAGUGUUAAAGAUUAAUCUCAGAGACGAAUACUUGAAAAUUCAGAAAAAAAAGGUGGCAGGAUCUCAGCAGAGAAUUGAAGAUGGGAUCGUUUACUUCACUGUAUUUUCCCUGAUGCAGAUCAUGAAGGUUCGAACCUUCGUACAGAGGUUGUCGGAUUUCGCGGAAGAUGUCGUUUAUAACCGACCGAAGAACGGAUGGUUUGAACUGUAUACGAGAAACGUGAGGCAAACAAUGGCCACAUACGACUACAUGGCGGACUUGGACAGCGUUUACCAAAGCGUCGAAGGCAACAAUGUUUACAGUCUGUUUAAGAACAAAGGCAGUUGUGUGAAAAACACUUACGUCUUUUUUGUUAUGGUCGAGCUCGUUGAUCAAACUACCGAAGAAUUUUGUUGGACGUUUCAACUGAAAACUAAGCCUGUUUUAAGAAAUGCAAAGAGCCUGAGGGAUCAUGGUCUGUAGGCGCUGAUCCGCCCGUAGUGACGGGUGGAAGGUGCGUGCUUCGUCAUUUGACUUAAUGGGACUUCACCAAUCACAUGAGCUAACCGAUUCAACAUAGCUAGAUCACCAGUUAUAAAUAUAAAUCAUAGAAAAUUAAAAAAAAAUAAACUGCUUAUGAAGCACAAGUUAUUUUGAGGGGACACUGGUUUAUCUUGGCUCUGGUUAUAUAUAAAUGUAAGGAAUCUACUUUACAAUAUGGCUUGAUAAUAUGAUGCUGACAUUAUCAAUUUAACUAAAGGUGUCUAAUCUGAGUGUACAAACUUUGUACAUGUAAUUACUUUGCUUACGGAGGAAAAUUUUUAAAAUAAA